Messenger RNA from Sporothrix brasiliensis 5110, 609 nucleotides. RefSeq names its product small subunit ribosomal protein S7e. The coding region runs from base 1 to 609 and encodes 202 amino acids. The record is from RefSeq and is a predicted model, not a curated record. Gene Ontology annotation, cellular component: small-subunit processome; 90S preribosome; ribosome. Gene Ontology annotation, biological process: ribosomal small subunit biogenesis; translation; rRNA processing. Gene Ontology annotation, molecular function: structural constituent of ribosome. The transcript is spliced from 3 exons. Lineage: Eukaryota; Fungi; Ascomycota; Sordariomycetes; Ophiostomatales; Ophiostomataceae.
AUGAGCGCCCCUCAGCUGAACAAGAUCGCGGCCAACAGCCCGUCCCGCGCCAAGCCCUCUGAGCUGGAGACCAGCAUCGCCGGUGCUCUGUUCGACCUGGAGUCCAACACCGCCGACCUCAAGGCUGCCCUGCGCCCUCUGCAGUUCGUGUCUGCUCGCGAGAUCGAGGUUGGCCACGGCAAGAAGGCUAUUGUCAUUUUUGUCCCCGUCCCAUCCCUGCAGGGCUUCCACCGGGUGCAGCAGCGCCUGACCCGUGAGCUGGAGAAGAAGUUCCCCGACCGCCACGUCCUGAUCCUGGCCUCGCGCCGCAUUCUCCCCCGCCCCAAGCGCUCCAGCCGCUCCCGCAACACCCAGAAGCAGAAGCGCCCCCGUUCGCGCACGCUGACUGCGGUCCACGACGCCAUCCUGACGGACCUCGUCUACCCCGUCGAGAUCGUCGGCAAGCGUCUCCGCACCAAGGAGGACGGCUCCAAGACGCUCAAGGUCAUCCUCGACGAGAAGGAGCGUGGUGGCGUCGACUACCGCCUGGACUCGUACUCCGAGGUCUACCGGAGACUCACUGGCCGCGCCGUCGUCUUUGAGUUCCCCCAGAACAGCGCCGAGUUUUAA